UUUCACAUUACUUAAACAUACUGGACAUCCAAGAGGGGCCCUUCCUUCGUAGGUCAUAACUAAAAUCAUACUUGACAUCACUCACUCGCUCGCUCCUCUCGAACUGAAGCGUUGACAGGGAAGAAAGAAGUUGUUGUUUCCUUUUGUUAGAACACGGGGGGGUUAGUUUAAAGCUGAAGAUUGAGUGAUAUAAGGUAGUUUCACUGCAGGGUAUGGAUUCACUUGAGCAUGAUGGGAAUGGGGAGGGGAAUGGAGCGCAUGAAGGAAAUGGGGGAGCGGACGCUUUGCCACUUCCUCCUCCACCAGUAAUUCCACCAGAUUUUGUUCCAACACGAGUGGAACCUGAACCAGUUAAGAAAAAGGUGGCGAGGGUUCCAAUAUCCAGGCGCGGCCUUGGAUCCAAAGGGCAAAAGAUAACUCUGCUUACAAAUCACUUCAAAGUUAAUGUUACAAAAGUUGAUGGUCACUUCUUUCAUUAUAGUGUUUCCCUCUCUUAUGAAGAUGGUCGUCCUGUUGAUGGUAAGGGCAUUGGAAGACGAGUAAUUGACAGGGUGCAACAGACCUAUGAUAAUGAGUUAGCUGGAAAGGACUUUGCUUAUGAUGGGGAGAAGAGCUUAUUUACUGUUGGUUCCCUUCCACGCAACAAGCUCGAGUUUACUGUUGUGCUGGAGGAAAUUUCAUCCAACAGAAACAAUGGAAAUGGAAGUCCUGAGGGGCAUGAAAGUCCUAACUCGAGUGAUCGAAAGAGAUUACGUCGCCCUUAUCACUCCAAAACAUAUAAAGUGGAGAUUAGUUUUGCUGCAAAAAUCCCAAUGCAAUCUAUUGCUAAUGCACUCCGUGGUCAAGAAUCAGAGAACUCCCAAGAAGCCUUGAGGGUUCUGGAUAUCAUACUACGGCAGCAUGCAGCUAAACAGGGCUGCCUCCUUGUACGGCAAUCAUUCUUUCACAAUGAUCCGAAGAACUUUGCUGAUGUAGGAGGGGGUGUUCUUGGGUGUAGAGGGUUCCAUACAAGCUUUAGAACCACUCAGGGAGGCUUGUCUUUGAAUAUUGAUGUAUCUACUACAAUGAUAAUACAGCCUGGCCCCGUAGUGGAUUUUCUAAUUGCCAAUCAAAACGUUAGGGAUCCAUAUUCAAUAGACUGGGCCAAGGCUAAACGAAUGCUAAAGAAUUUGAGAAUCAAGGUGAUUCCCUCCAACCAAGAGUACAAGAUAACUGGAUUGAGUGAGAAACCCUGCAGAGAGCAAAUGUUUUCACUCAAGCAGAAAAAUGUGAGUAAUGGGGAUGGUGAAGUUCAGUCCCAGGAAAUCACUGUUUAUGACUACUUUGUCAAUCAUCGCAAUAUAGAUUUACGAUAUUCAGCAGAUGUUCCUUGCAUCAAUGUUGGGAAGCCAAAGCGCCCUACCUAUAUUCCUCUUGAACUUUGUUCUUUGGUUUCCUUACAACGUUACACAAAAGCGCUUUCCACUCUACAGAGAGCUUCGCUUGUGGAGAAAUCAAGGCAGAAGCCACAAGAAAGGAUGAAUGCAUUAUCUAAUGUUCUACGAAAUAGCAAAUAUGAUGCUGAACCAAUGCUACGUUCAUGUGGCAUUACAAUAAGUACUAAUUUUGCUCAAGUGGAAGGCCGUGUUCUAUCAGCCCCCCGGUUAAAAGUGGGAAAUGGGGAGGAUUUCUUUCCUCGAAAUGGGCGGUGGAAUUUCAAUAAUAAGAAAUUAGUGGAGCCAACAAAGAUAGAACGAUGGGCUGUUGUGAACUUUUCUGCACGCUGUGAUAUUCGUAGCCUUGUUCGUGAUCUGAUAAAAUGUGGAGAUAUGAAAGGAAUUAAAAUAGAUGCUCCAUUUGAUGUGUUUGAAGAGAAUCCACAGUUUAGACGGGCUCCACCAUUGGUUAGAGUGGAGAAGAUGUUUGAGGAUAUUCAGUCUAAACUUCCUGGGGCCCCACAGUUCCUUCUUUGUUUGCUUCCUGAGAGGAAGAACUCUGAUCUUUAUGGUCCAUGGAAACGAAAGAAUCUUGCUGAAUUUGGAAUAGUUACUCAGUGCAUUGCUCCAAUGAGGGUCAAUGACCAAUAUCUUACAAAUGUUCUCCUCAAGAUUAACGCAAAGCUUGGUGGGUUAAACUCUAUGUUGGCAGUUGAACAUUCUCCUUCCAUCCCAAUUGUUUCCAAGGCUCCCACCAUAAUCCUUGGGAUGGAUGUGUCACAUGGGUCUCCUGGACAGUCUGACAUUCCAUCAAUUGCUGCGGUUGUCAGCUCCAGGAAUUGGCCUCUGAUUUCUCGUUACAGAGCAGCUGUUCGUACACAGUCUCCAAAGGUUGAAAUGAUUGAUUCUUUGUUCAAAAAAGUCUCUGACACUGAAGAUGAAGGCAUUAUGAGGGAGCUGCUCUUGGACUUCUACACUAGUUCAGGGAAAAGGAAACCUGAUCAAAUCAUCAUAUUCAGGGAUGGUGUCAGUGAGUCACAGUUCAAUCAAGUCUUGAACAUUGAACUUGAUCAGAUCAUAGAGGCAUGCAAGUUUUUGGAUGAGAACUGGUGCCCCAAGUUUGUGGUGAUUGUUGCACAGAAAAAUCACCAUACUAAGUUCUUUCAGUCUGGAUCUCCUGAUAAUGUUCCACCUGGAACUGUUAUAGACAACAGAGUCUGUCAUCCGAAGAACAACGAUUUCUAUCUUUGUGCACACGCUGGAAUGAUUGGAACUACAAGGCCAACACAUUAUCAUGUUCUGUUAGACGAGGUGGGCUUUUCAGCUGAUGAUUUGCAGGAGCUUGUGCAUUCUCUUUCGUAUGUGUACCAGAGAAGCACUACAGCCAUUUCCGUGGUUGCUCCGAUUUGCUAUGCUCACCUGGCAGCCGCCCAGGUAGGAUCGUUCGUGAAAUUUGAAGACAAAUCUGAGACAUCUUCAAGCCAUGGUGGUAUGACAUCUGUGGGAGCUGCUGCGGUUCCUCAACUACCUAGAUUGCAGGAGAAAGUGUGCAACUCAAUGUUCUUUUGUUGAGGCCUUUUGUCCUGCAGAAGAAGAUAACUCAGUUUUUGUAUAGACUUUUUGGUUUUACAUUGGUGAUGCCUUGUUUCCUUCCUGACUCUGAAUUCGACUUUUGGCAUUAGUGUACAAACUGGUUAUGUAGUACCCAAG
Messenger RNA from Pistacia vera, 3125 nucleotides. Its product is annotated as protein argonaute 4-like. Bases 213 to 2987 code for a protein of 924 amino acids. Gene Ontology annotation, biological process: regulatory ncRNA-mediated post-transcriptional gene silencing. NCBI's taxonomy places the organism in Eukaryota, Viridiplantae, Streptophyta, Magnoliopsida, Sapindales, Anacardiaceae. Gene Ontology annotation, cellular component: cytoplasm. The record is from RefSeq and is a predicted model, not a curated record. The transcript is spliced from 24 exons. Gene Ontology annotation, molecular function: RNA binding; protein binding.